Messenger RNA from Anopheles stephensi (Asian malaria mosquito), 1474 nucleotides. RefSeq lists its product as uncharacterized. The transcript is spliced from 4 exons. The coding region runs from base 531 to 1403 and encodes 290 amino acids. The record is from RefSeq and is a predicted model, not a curated record. NCBI's taxonomy places the organism in Eukaryota, Metazoa, Arthropoda, Insecta, Diptera, Culicidae.
ACAUCCGAUCUGCAAAUAUCCUUACCCUGACCUCACGCAUGUAGGAAGGAGGAUAUCCUUACCCUGACCUCACGCAUGUAGGAAGGAGGAUAUCCUUACCCUGACCUCACGCAUGUAGGAAGGAGGAUAUCCUUACCCUGACCUCACGGAUGCAAGGAAGAACAAAAGAUUACCCUGGCCGAUCGUAACAAAUUCGCGAGUAUUGGGCUGUGUACGCAUCGGUCAGGGUGCAUAACUACUCAUGCUGACACUCCUUCGCAUUGCGGACUCCUUCGCACUGCUUAAAAAUUUCGCUAUUCCAAAAAGGAUAUAAAAAGGGGUUGCAACCCUAAUUAACGAGAGUUGUCUUAAAACCUUCGUACACAAGAGUUGUUGUAACCAUCGGAAAGUUCAGUUGCUAACCUAAGCUAUCAGUUACGCGUCACACAAGCAAAUAAAGUGUUAUAGUGAAAACCAAUUCAGAUUGCUUCAAUCAUUGUGUCGAAACAACAGUUGAAAAUCAUAACAUCAAACUUUGCAAAAGAUUCGAAAUGGAAACGACAAAUAAGGAGGACAUGUGGUGUGAGGACACCUACGAAGAAGUUGGUACAAACCAAGUUCCAACCAUUCAGUUUCCAAAUAUUCCAAACCUCCAAAUAAUCAAAAUAAUAGGGGAACCACAGCUCAAUUCCACGAACAAUAAAAAUAACCUUGCAGUCGACAUGCAACCAUGUAAUUCUUCUUGUCAUGCCAACACCGAGAAAUGCGCGAAUCGAGCAAUCCAACCAGAUGAAAUUUGCGGCAAUGAACAAACUAACAAAAGAGCAAAAUUGUCUUCAGAAGCAGAGAUUGCGGAGCUUAGAGCCAAAGUGGAUCGGUUAGAGAAAGAAAAUAAGUAUUUAAAGGAUCUUAUAGACAAUAAACUUGAUAUACUUAUUAGAAAUUCAGCCCGGCAUCGAGAAGCCGUAGAGGAGUUAGUCGCUGUAAGUUGUCCUAGGCAAGGUCUACUUUCUAGGAACGAAUUUGAGCUAGCCAAGCUUAAUACAAAAGAAGAAUUAGAUACCUUUGAGCAAUCGAUUAGCACUGACCCAUCAUUUAAAGAAAAUGUAGUUAGGUAUUUGCAGAGGCAAAUAACAGUCGCAGAUGUAGACAGUCGAUUACAUGAAGCGCUUGAUUUACUUUUUACUCGACCAUUUUUUGCCACAAUCAGUUGGACUGGAAAAAGUAAGCCGGGAUCAACGAAGAUAGAGUUCAGGAAGUGUGAAGGCAUACUUCUUCUGUUAAAAGAAAUAGGAAGUAAUGCGAGAGUUUUAGCAACUCCCAAAUACGUUGCAGAUUUUAUAAAAAUUCGUCUUAAGCACGCUCCGUCUCGAGCUAACCUUUCUCCUACCAAACACACUUCUCUUCAUAAAAAAAGAAAUUAAUUCAUUAAUCAUUAAGUACUUAUCAUGUAGACUACCACCGAAAUAAAUGAUAUCUCUCUGAAAAAUUAUUA